ACCGGAUGUCCGGAUCGCUUAUAAGUUAGCUCGUUAGCAUAGCCCCCCAGUUUUUGAAUUGCCGCUUGCUGUUGCUUAGCGACCUAUGUAGUCUAUGGUACAGCAGCAGUAAGGAGCUAGCAGCUCGCAAGAAGAGUACUGUUUGUUGGUUAAUUUAGCUUAGCUUUAGGAAGAAGGUGACAACAGCAACAAGAGUGAGAAGUUAUUCGUAUGAGAUGAAGCUGGAUAAAUGUUAAUGUUUAUAGUGAAAAGCAGGUGUGAAGUUUGGUUAAGAAUGAGUAGCUACUGGUCUUCACGUAUCAUCACAUUGUAACCAGAAGUUGUGUAGCCUACUAAAGCUGCAUCCUUGCAGUGAAAAGCAUUUAGUUUAGUUUCAUUACGUUCGCUAAGUUUUAAAACCACCGAGGGCUAGGAGCCUGGAAGAGACCACGGAAGAUAAAGCUUUCGUCACUGAAGUUUUCAUGUGGGAGCUCCAGAUAUCUGGACCAGGCCCUGAUAGUCCCUGGGGUGACUGCAAAAUUAGUGUAUGACCUCUCAUCUGUUUCAACAUAAACUACACAUCACUACUACUCGGGUUACACUCCUCCGUCAGAUGGCGUUCUGCCUGGCUGAGCUGCACUUGUGGUCCACCAAGAGCUCGCUCCAAGUCAAAGAUACAGAUAUUGGCACCUAUCAGUACUACGAUAAAGGAGAGCCAGCAAAUCCUCAGGAGCAUCACUACUACAAUGAGAAACUCAAUUUCUGUGAUGCUCGAGGCUUCUCAUGGACCCCCAAGAACCGCAGACCAGAGAAGCUUCGUGAUUCGCUGAAGGAGUUUGAGGAGCUGUUGCAGACCAACACCUGCGUUCAGACCAGAUGGAGGAGCAAACAUUGCUGCCAGGUGAUGAUGAGCAGUGGAGUCCUGGUGACCAUGACCCUUAAUGGACCUCAACUUGAACAAGUGUUUAUAGACCGAACAUUAGUGGGCCGAUUACCAGCCAACACUGUGACUGAUGCGGUGCUGAGCGACAGGCUGAUUCUGCUGUCCUUCCUGGAGCAGAGCCAAGUGGCUGCAGUCUACCUCAACCAAAAGAACCAGGACACACCAGAGACUGGCAGGCGAACAGACAAACUUUCAGCCUCUGAAAUCAAGGUAGUCUGUGUAGAUGUGAGUGGACAGGGUCGAAGGCUUCACAGACGUGUCGGUCUCAACCGUCUCCAGGAUGUGGCACUGGUGUGGUGGAACCUGGACAAGCUCGACGAGGAGCUGUGGACCUGGACUCCCUCAAACACACCCAGGAACAACGUGGUCCUGCUCAGCUGCUCACCUACUGAAGGCCUCAAGGUUCUCAGCUCUGUCCGGACAGAAGGAAAUCUCCUGGACUGUCGAUUUAGCCUUCUUCAGCCCUACCAGCUGCUAACAGUGGAGAUACCUCCAGGACCCCAAGAAGCCAGAGAGGGGUUUUGGGCCCAUACUUGUGUGUAUGAAUGUGCACGAGAGCGCCUGCACCGUCUGUCCGUCAUCCGCAUCCCACUACCAUCCCAUCCUGUCUCUUGCUCCCGUCACCCCUCUGAGGUCACACUUCUACUUGGUUUAAGGGACUCCUCCUUGGUCCUGUACGACCAGCGACGGGGGGUCUCUUUCUUGGCCCCCUGCCCUCUGCCACCCACCCUCCUGGCUUGGCACCCUGCUGGGGCUGUGGUCAUGGUAGGGGGAGGGCAGGGGGAGUUGAUGUGCUUUGAUCUUGGCUUGGCACCUUUAGGCAUGGCACUGUUAGCAGAGGAGGUAGCUUCAGCUGCUACUUUAAGACUAGCUCAGCACCUGCGCUGCUGUGGAGGCCUGGAAGGACUCUGGUGGGGGGCUGGCCUGGAAGGAGCCCCAGAGGGAACCGAUAUCCUGAUGUUUGCUCUUCACGGAGGACCACUGGCAGCCCUGAGAUUCAGACUAGGAGCUCUGACUGGAGGACAGAUGGGUCCUGUUGAGCUGCUGCAGCAGCGCCUGCGAUGUGGUCAGGUCAGAGAGGCACUCGGCAUUCUGGAGGCCAUGGACUGGAGCAUCGUGGGAGACGAGUGCUACAGAGGCCUGAGUUUGGUCACCAACCACCUGCUGAGGCUGGAGCUGAACACGGAGCGGGAGGCCCAGCUGGAAGCUGCUCUUGGAGUGUUUUAUGCUCCAGCUGCUCCUCUGUCUGAUGUGGUGAUACUUGCGUACAGGGAACCAAUCAGCAAGUACGCCCGCCGCUUUUUUCACCACCUCCUCAGACACCAGCGCUUUGAGAAGGCCUUCCUGCUUGCCGUAGACUUAGAAGCCCGGGACUUAUUCAUGGACCUCCAUUAUGUUGCCGGCGAUAAGGGCGAGGUGGUGCUCGCGGAUGUGGCCAAGAGGAAAGCUAAUGAAAUCGAGGCCCGGGCCAUCGCAAGCAACGAGGAUCCUCUGAGAGACAGAGAUGGUGGGUUAUGUGAGUCCAGCCCCGGGGACAGACAAACAGAAAGAAACCAGAGCACAACAAGAUCUUCAUACCCGGAAACUCUCACAACAACACAUGCUGAUGGAAGAGCCAAUCAGAGGAGACUACAGGAACAGAGCAUACGUGUGGCUGUUGACCCGGACGUGUUCAGGACACAGAGACAAACAGGAAGCAGCAGAGGACUUGGAGACAACAGAAAUGAUGAAGACGAUCCCGGGACGCUUCAUGUGGUCCACUUAGGAAUGGUUUGAAAAAAAAACAAUAAGAGCACUUUAUAAAUCCCAACGAGACAUUGAGGAGCAAACACAGCAUCUCACCAACAACGGGCUCUCUUUGUGGAUAUUUUUAAAUGAAGUCUGUUUACUUACCUGUCUCAACACCAGGAUGAAG
Messenger RNA from Labrus mixtus (cuckoo wrasse), 2837 nucleotides. RefSeq names its product WD repeat containing planar cell polarity effector (gene wdpcp). The transcript has 19 exons. Bases 527 to 2698 code for a protein of 723 amino acids. Gene Ontology annotation, cellular component: axonemal basal plate. The record is from RefSeq and is a predicted model, not a curated record. Gene Ontology annotation, biological process: nervous system development; establishment of protein localization; cilium organization. Gene Ontology annotation, molecular function: protein binding. Lineage: Eukaryota; Metazoa; Chordata; Actinopteri; Labriformes; Labridae.